This is a messenger RNA of Eruca vesicaria subsp. sativa (arugula), 630 nucleotides long. The record is from the annotation of a GenBank genome assembly. Lineage: Eukaryota; Viridiplantae; Streptophyta; Magnoliopsida; Brassicales; Brassicaceae.
AUGGAUAAGAAAAAGGUCGCCGUUCCACUUGUCUGCCAUGGCCAUUCAAGACCUGUUGUUGAUUUGUUCUACAGUCCUAUUACACCUGAUGGUUUCUUCCUCAUCAGUGCCAGUAAAGAUUCAAAUCCAAUGUUGAGAAAUGGAGAGACUGCAGACUGGAUUGGUACUUUUGAAGGUCAUAAAGGUGCAGUCUGGAGUUCUUGCCUCGACAACAAUGCGCUACGUGCUGCAUCUGCAUCAGCUGAUUUUUCAGCGAAACUUUGGGAUGCGUUAACAGGAGAUGUGCUGCAUUCUUUUGAUCACAAGCAUAUUGUUCGAGCAUGUGCCUUCUCAGAGGAUACAAAAUUGCUGAUCACUGGAGGAUUUGAGAAGAUUCUCCGUGUCUUUGACUUGAAUCGGUUGGAUGCACCUCCCACGGAAGUCGAUAAAUCUCCUGGAUCCAUCAGAACUCUCACAUGGCUUCACAGUGACCAGACGAUAUUAAGUUCUUGCACUGAUAUUGACGGAACCAUCAGGAUCUGGCAAUCAACACCAAAUCAUAGUUUGGAUGAAGUUGCUAAGAAGAUUGAAGGCUUUCACAUCAACAAAGAAGGAAAAAACACCGCAGAUAAACCUUCUGAUGGUUACUAG